Strongylocentrotus purpuratus (purple sea urchin) is the source of this 9236-nucleotide messenger RNA. RefSeq lists its product as uncharacterized. The coding region runs from base 112 to 4602 and encodes 1496 amino acids. The transcript has 12 exons. The record is from RefSeq and is a predicted model, not a curated record. NCBI's taxonomy places the organism in Eukaryota, Metazoa, Echinodermata, Echinoidea, Camarodonta, Strongylocentrotidae.
GACUAGCUGAAACUCUAUUCCUAGUAAACAGCGUCUCUGAGCUGCAUGCCCGAAAUUUGAUUGACGCCAAAAGAGCAGUUUUUCUUCAGAUAGGUGCUCAACUUGGACAAAAUGAGUAAAUUCACGGGAGUCGGUAGGGGGCUGUUUAUGCAGCCCAACUCUACUGAUCCUGAAGUCGGGAGAGCUUCAUCACCUACAAACAAGGACCUGUUGUCCCCAGGUCCACCAAAACUUGUCUCGUAUGAAGAAGAUGAUGAUGCUACUGGGGAGGAUAAGGACAGUUCUGAACAUUUUGCUUUGCCUGAGGAAUCUACGGAAGACAGCUGUGCAGGAGAUGGGGUUACAGAGGAAGCAACUAAAGAGCUUCCGCAAAGUUCAGAAUGUGAACCUCCUCCAGACCAGAACUCAAAUAUGAUAGAUGAUGCUGUUGAAUCCAGAGAACCUGAAGUAGCAGACAAACCAGAAGCACAUGUAGUAGACAAACCAGAAGAUGCUCAAGCACCCCCAUUGGAAGACCACACCAGUACCAGUGUGGACAAUGAUAUCUGCGAGAGUGAACCUUCUGCUUCGCCAAAUCAGGACAAAGCUCCAGAAUGUGAUGAGAAUGUCCCUUCUGCUGUAGUGCCUCUCCUGGAAACAAAUGAAUCUAUGAUUGCAGAUGCUGAUGCUACUGAGGAGAAGGCAGAGGGUGACAAUGAAAGUAACAUUGACGGAACAGACGAGUCACCAGAUGAUCCAGCUCCGGUCACAAGUAUUGAAGGAGAGGCAGCUGAGCCAAAGUCUGAUGAAGAUGCAAAAGACAAUGAGAACGAGUCAGCCACAAUUGAAAGUGAAUCUACUGAGACGAAAGCUAGUGCUGAGGUGCCUGAGAAACCAAAAAUCCAGAUUGCAGCAAACUUAAACUCAGGAUCUCCCACGACGAUGAGUCCGACUACCAUUAGCCCAGACAUCCCCCUUCUCCCUUCUCCGAUGAAGGUACCCGGCGCUGGUAUCCUGGGGCCAGCUCCAAAUGCCCCUCUUCUGCCUAGGGGUCCUCCUUCCAUGUUUCCCAAGGCCCUCCCCAUCUCCAUCCCGCCACCCCCAAUGGACUUUCGGCUACCCCCGCCAAAAGUUGUGCCAAAGACAAAAGAGGAGCUGCUGCAGAUGCUGACUGAGCAGGUUGGGAUCAUCCAGCCACCCGAUGAGAAAGGGUCCACGGAUCAGGGGCGAGGAAAGACAGCCUCAUCAGAUGAUCAAAACCCCAAGCAACAACCAAAGAAACAACAGUAUCCUCAGAGACAACAACAGCAGCAGCAGCAACAGCAGCCAGGCCAACAAUGGCAGAACUCUGGUAGAGAUAACAACUGGAGACAGAAGACCGAUCCUAAUAUGAGGAUGCCACAACAAGGCAUGCCAAACGUGCAGAACAGACAACCUAAUACUACAGGAAAGAAACCCAGCCCACAAGGUGGAACAAAGUCAGGCUUUUCUAACCUAACCAAAGAUGAGCUGGAGAAAGAGUACCAGUGGCAAAAGUUCAGUGUGGAGAGGAAAAUAAAAAAGAUUCUGAAAUCGAUGAAGACAAGUUCUGAUGAGGAGGUUAUAAAGGAACUGCUUACCAUCAUUAAAUAUAAUCCGUCCAAACUGGCCAACUUUCCGUGGCCCAAGGAACAGUAUGUUGUCUUGGAGAAGCUAAUAGAACAUGCCAUUUUGAACGUAGACAAUGAGGAAUCACUUCAGAAGAGGGUUGCUACAAUCAUCAAUUCAUUGCAAGAUAUGCAUCCACAAGGAUUCAAGGAAGAUCUGAAGAAUGCCAUACUGCAUGAGCAAGGAGAGUAUAUUCAGGGAAGUAGCAGUGAGUUUAGGAGAAAUCAAGCUAGGUCUGCAGGUCAUUUCUUAGGGGAGCUCUACAACCUCUCCAGGGCGUCAAGCACAGAGUUCAAAGCCUCUGUCCAGUCUGUAGUAGCCCUCACCCUCAAAGAUUGGAUCAAGGCCCCAAAUGUGGCGGCCAUCAGUGAAGAUAGCAAACUUCUUCUGGAGGUAUACGCUCAGUGCUUAGAGGAGUUUUUGGUCCUGAACCUGAGGGAUAAUGAUGAGCAUCUCAAGAAACAGGUCGUAACGUUGCUGAAAGAAGAGAUUCUCAGCACUACAAGACCAAUUGAAGCCAAGACUCUCCUGCUUGAUACACUGUUCAAGCUUGCCUGCCAUAGUUGUACUUCAAGGGUACCAGCUGAAGCUCAGAAGAAUCAACAGGGCCUAGACAAUAGAGAAACCAAGAUAUAUUCUGGUUCAUCAGAGCCCUCUCCUGGUAAAACAAUGUCUUAUAAUCCUCAACAACCAAAGACACAACCUAUAACCCCACAGAAACCAAACAAUCAACACGAUGUUAAACAGUCUCCACAGCAGCAUCAACAAAGGAAACAGCAGCAACAUCCACCAUUGUCAGGGUCAAAGUUCACGUCUCCCCCGCCGUCAGGGUUGUCACAGGUUCAAGGGAGGUUCCAACCUGGGCAACAUCCGAUGAACUUCCCGCAGGGCGGUCCUGUAAACAUGAGUACCCCACCUCCGAACAUGAAUGCUCCACCUCCAACCAUGAGUCAAUCAGGACAUAAUAUACCUCGGUGGCCAGCUGCAUCUCAGGGUCCUCCUCCAAUGCCAAGCUCGAUUCCAGCUGCAUCCACGAGUACGGGAGUGGUUCUUCUGAAUCAAUUGCAGCAGCAGAUACAACAGCAGCAGCAACUAGGGUAUAUGAACCAGAGUAUACCUGCAUCGAUGCAGACACCUCAGGGACCUGUUCCUAUCCCUCAGGCUCAGAUUCCCCAAGGUGGGAGCCAGAGACAUUCACAUGGUCUUGGUGCUUCUAUCCAGAUGCUUCAGCAAGGUGCAUUUCCAGACCCCCAAGGUAUGCCUUCUCAACAAGUUCUAGGGAACAUGGUUCCUCAAGCACCUAGUAUUCCUCCAUCACAAGCCUCCGGUAUGUCCUCUAUGAUGCAAUCUAAUAGCCAAACAAAUCCUCAUAUAAUGUCAGGUGUGCCUGGACAGCAGAUGAUGCAGUCUGGUAAUGUCCAAAUGAUGCAGUACAGCUCAGCCGGAACCACUCCAGGACACCCUGUCCAAAGUUCUUCUCAAUUCCUUCGCAACCUACCAAUGUCUGUAGCACCGCAGAUGAGUACCUCUAUGAACUAUCAGCAGCAGGAAGAUUUUGCCAACCAAAUGGGACAAAUGAUGUUAUCGGGUUCUGAUCCCUGGCAUCAAUCAGGGGUAGGGGUUACCCAGGCUGUAACAGCACCCAUUUUUUCAACAGCUCAAGGCGUGAACCCUUCUGGACACAGGCAAGAGAUGCUGUCUGCUCCACCAGGCAACCCUGAGGUACAGUCAUCCCAAGAAGAUAUGUCAGGUCAGCCGUCUUUCGCCCAAUCUGCAGCGAGUGGAAGAUUUGUCCAGAAUAGAAUACCUGAAGCAGCACCUAAGCAAAGUUUCCAAAACAGCGAUGAUGCAAUGCAUGGUGUUAGCCAGUGGGGUGUGUCUCCUCAAGGUUCUGCCUGGCCUGACAAACUUCCAGACUCCAACCAAUUACCCACCACGUCUCCUCCAUCCUUUACCUCGCAAAAUCAGAACCCUAAUCAGUGGUCUGCUGAUGGUCGCAACGUAAAGUCACCGGAAGCAGUGAGUGACACACCUUCUCAAGAGCCUUCAGCUUCAGGGUGGGGAGAUGCUAACCAAGGACCGCAAGAAUCAUCCCAGCAAAGGUUAGGAACGGAUGGAUGGGGAUCUUCUAAUCCAAGUCCAGGUGUGGGUAACUGGGGUGCAGAACCUCAGCCAACCGAUAGUUGGAACGGCCAUGCAACAUCCUUUCCUGGACAUCAGACAGGUGCAGUGCAACACAGUUCUGCAGAGCAUCCAGACAUGGGUCCUCGAGGGUUCCCGAAUCAACCAAGGAUGCCAAAUCAGGUUUCGGCUCAAGCAAAUGCUUUAAAGGCUCCCCCAAAAGACAAAUAUGUAUUUGAAGAGAGUGCUAGUUCUGUAAGUGGAUACCAGAGGCCAAAUGCGUACACUCUCCCUUCAAAGCACAAAGAAGGUUCUCCUGCAGCAGAGGGCGUGUCGUACAAUGCCAUGUCAGAACUUGGAAGCUACGGUAUCGGUCCUAGCAACAGCUACGACAGCUCCUCAUACGGAGGUGCAUACACGGCCAUCAGGGAUGGAGGAGGCUACGGAGAUUCUUUUCCGCCAGAAGGUCAGAAAGUGGGAAACUUUGUCUUGCUACCUGAGAACACUCCGCCCCAGAACUCUGCCUCCCCUGACCACUUUGAAAUCAGUGCCAUUCGAGAUUGCUUCAUGGAUGAGGAGGAGAUCUCAAGUUACGAAAUGAACGCUUAUCAGAAUCAGAUGAGGUUUCGGCAGCAGCAUGGCCAGCCUAACUGGUCGCAGUUUGAGACGCAGAAGGAGAAGCAUGUCCCCAGUGCCUUACAUGGAAGGUCCCCGAGGGAUAACAGCCAAAGAGGUCAUGGGAGGGGAAGCCUCCUUGUAACCAAUCCCUGUACAGCCAUGCCUCCGUUCCCUCCUGCCCAUCCCCCAGGCAGCAGGCAACCACCUAUCAAGCAGAAAUACCAACCAAGGAACUAACUCUGCAGUUACUCUCCAAAAACAUUUUUAGUUAGUGUUCUUUUGCAGCUGCCUGACUCCUCCUUGCUAUACCAAUAUUCUGUUCCUCUAUUAUUUGUAAGUAUCAUGUGCUCUUCAGAAAAGGUGUUCAAAUAGUGAGGAGAAUGGAGCAUGAUCUGUAACUGUCGUUUCCAUGGAGAAAAUGUGUGCCUUUGUGGAUGACAAUAUGUGACCAUAGGAGCUAAAUGCGUCAUUGUGUAUUGGAUGCUUUAAACUCAGAGAAAAAAAUCAUCAAAAUGUUUACGUUGAGUGAAUGCAGUAAGUAGUUCAUCAUUAGAGAUGAAAUUUAGGUACAUGAUUUUAAGAAUGAUAUAAAACUCUCUGUAUAAUAUUUGGUGGACCAGAAGUUAAAAUUAAUGUCAGCCAAGUCUAACCUGAUGUCGAAAAGGGUAACAAUUGCAUAUUUCUUCAUCAAACUAUGAUUUGCCUUUUUUUCCCCUUCUUUUUGUGUGUGUGUGAUGCACUUGCUAUAGUUUUGUAGGGUGUAGUAGUAGUAGUAAUAGGAGUUGCCUAGCAAAGGAAAUUUGAAUAUGUUAGGCUGUAAAAAAAAAAAUUGCCAAAUAUGUACUCUAUCACAUCAUAUUAAAUACAUGUAGUGAAAAAUGCCAAUGUGAGCUGCAUAGAACUUUCAUAUUCAUAGUCAGCACAUGGUCACAUGCAGUUUGACCUUCCUAACCAAAUUGGAUGUUGAUGUACCCAUGAUGACAUCAUUGAAACAGCUAUAGGGGUUGCCAAUUUAAGCUACUUACACCAUCUGUGGUGUCAAUUCCUAGCCCAAUUGGAUAUUGGUGUACCCUCGGCAUCACAGACAAUAAUAGGAGUUGCCAAUUUGAGCAUUUACAUUCAUCAUCCACAUGAUUAUGAUUUGACCUUCCUCGCUGAACAAGGAGAAAUAAGUGAAGGCCUUAGUUCACUGGGGAAAGUUUUGAUUUAUUUAUCUUGCUAUUUAGGGCUUAUCGUUGAACAAAUAAACUUGGUGCUGACGGAAAUAUGCCUCAUGCUGUUCAGGGAUAUUUGAUUACGCAGGGAUAAUUAGCUGCUGUCAACUAGUGCUAGAGAAAGCUUGAAACUCAAUUCUGUAAGGGUGAUGUUGCAAACCAUUUGGAAAGUUCUUAUUGGUGUAGAAAGUACAAAUCUCAGGUAUUCAAGAUAAUAGAUUUUUGAAAGAAGGCAGUCUCACGAAGAGAUGAGUGACGUGUUGACGCAAGAUGCAGCUAUCCGAAUCAGUGAUACUGAAGGUUGAUAAAGAAUGAUCAAGGAAGUUAACAAUCCAACUUUCAAUUCCUUUCCAAGUUCCAUAAAUUGCUGUACAGGGUUAGAUCUUUGUUUCCUGAAUUCCCAGGCUUUCGGUAAUGGUAAUUAGGUCGCUAUUGUCAUCAAUGCUUCAGUUGCCAGUGCUAAGAACUGUGCUGCUACCAAAGGGAUUAUAGGAAGGAGAAAUGAAUCGGAGAGAGGUGAUAUCCAUUUCAGGUUUGCUUUAAAAGUGGUUUGGAUAUCCAGAGAUUAUGGGUGUGAUGUUUCUCCAAAGAGUGGUCAGAAUGGAAAUAGCUAGAUUAGCUACCUGAUUAGUGGAAAAGAUUCGGUGUAGUCAGCUGGUAAGCCGGGGGAAACUGUAUGAAGGUGUUUGUGUGCCUAGUUGAGGUACAGGAAAAUUGAUGAAAGUUUCCUGUCUGAAGACAGUAUCAGGUCAUUGCUGUAGCCUGAGUGAGAAGUUUUUGAGGUCUUGCAGUUUAUCUUUCGUUUGAUUUGAGUUCUGUUCAUCCACAUUCCAGGGAAAAAUUCUCAUAAUAUAUUACUACAAUGACAGCUGUAAUGCUUUUUCACAUCGACCCAGUGAUCCAUUACAGAAUUCCAAUAACUUGAUCGAUGUAUUUUCAAAGAUUUUCUAAAAUUGAGAAUAUAUCUUCCAUUCCUAACAAAGAGUCCUGAUUACAGAUACAUACAACAUGAACACUUCCUCCAUGGUGACUAUCCUCUGUGUGAUGUUUACCUUUCUCUUCAAACAUGCAUAGAUCCAUUGCAAAUUCCCAGGUUCCUUAGGUAGGAUUGAAUCUAUGGGUUACAAGACAAGAUGUUUUGAGGCGAAAGAUGCCGAGUGGUCUGUCCGCUGUUUUUGAAAGAGAAAACUCCAUGACUGACCUUGAUUUCCUCUCAUUGACAUCCAUGAUAAAUGUGAUGAUCAUUAGCACAAUAUUUCCAUACUAGUAAUUAGAUGGUAUCCCCGGAUGAUGACCCAUAUACCUUGAAUCGCAUACAAGCACUCCGCAAGAAUGAUUGAUACGUUGUUGAUUGCCAUGGCUCGUGCAGCUAACGAGGAGGAUGGCCUUGUAUGCACUAAUGGCUUGGAAUGACGAGAGUUGGUGGGUUAUACCAGGUACUUUAAUUGUACUGUAAUGUCAAAUGGUUAAUGAUCGUUGAAUGUUGUUCACAUAGAGAACUUCAUGGCUGUAGAUGGAGGGUAAAAUGUCUGUGUAGAGGUGAUGAUGCAUAAUUUGAAAAGUGUUCACUUAGAUUUGAGAAUUGUUUGGAGUGCAGCUCAAAUUCUUUGUAAGAUCAAACCCAUUUUGACCUCACCAUCAACAUGUCUUGCUAGGCUAGUAUACUUUCUGUGGCAUUACCUCUGUGAUGAAGCUCUUGCCAUGAUGGUUAAUUCAUAGAAAGGAGGUCAUCUCCUAGUGCACUGGGGUGAUAUUCCUCCUUGUUCGUGAUGCAUGAAGGGUGAUUUUGAUUGCCUUUCAGUCAACAAGGGUGAAGCGUGUCUGCAGAAACUUGUGGCCCAUUUUCAGUGAUGUUCAAGAGGUUUGUUGGGAUGUUAUCGAGAAGGUUGCUUCUGCUACCCCUCUGCUCCUCCCCAACUUCCACCAUACGUCCCAUUUUCAGUGAUGUUCAAGAGGUUUGUUGAGAUGUUAUCAAGAGGGGUGCUUCUGCUCUCCCUCCUCUCCUCCACAACUUCCACCAUACGUCCCAUUUUCAUCGAUGUUCAAGAGUUUUGUAGGGAUAUCAUCAAGAGGGGUACUUCUGCUCUCCCUCCGCUCCUCCACUACUUCCACUAUGUUCAACUAGCACAGCUCUCUUUGCCACCCAAACCCCACUGAUGACCUAGGAUGUGUGAUCUGUAAUUGUAGAGGAUUCUCAGGAUUCUCCUAGUGUUACCUUAUGGUCUCUUGCUCUUCCACCAGAGUAUGUGGAAUGAGUAAUGUAGCCUCUGCAGUAAGUCACCAUGUGCCAUCUUGGGUAUCUUUCGUGAGGGUUUGUGUGCCGAGGAUAUUUGUAGUGCUGUUGCAGUCAUGGUGGAAGCUCCCUACUUUAAUUUAUAAGAUGGCAAUCGGUUUAAAGCUGUCUAUUAGUGGCUGUAAGGAGGAAUUGUACUGACUUACAUGGAGGGAGGGUCUCAUAUGGAAUUAAGCUGUUACUGUAAUCCCUUUCUGAUCAGAAUGAAUAUCCAACAGAUUAGGCUUUUAAAAGCAUGUGGUGUCGUACCAUUGGAUGGUGGAAGCUCGCUACUUGAAUUUAAAAGAUGGCAGUAUUGUGAAGCUACCCAUAAGUGACUGUAAGGCGGAAUCGUACUGACUAACAUGGAGGGUAUAGUAUGGAAUAAAGCUGUUACUGUAAUCCCUCUCUGUGCUGUCAGUGUUGAAGGUCAAACAGAUUUUGUCAGGGCCUCGUACUGUAUUGGGUGUUUGUGGAAGUUCUCUCCUAUGAUUUAUUACAGAACUUGAAGGAGGGGCAAGUGGGCAGUUUGCCCCUCCAGACAGAUUUGUAACCAAGAAAAAGAAAUGCAAACACGCUAGUAGUAAGCAGGUUAGAAAUCAUUGUAAGUCAAUCAACGCACAAACUGCACAUGUAGACAUAUUUUCAAGAAUCACCAUUUCUUCCUCAAAUAAGUCAUUUUGGGUGAUGCCCCCUCCCCCCACCUCCUGCAACACAUUCCAGGGCCAUCUUUACUAAAAGUUUAUGGAGCACAGCAAGUCAAUUAUGCUUUGCCCCUCCUGUGGCCAAAGCCUGGACACAGCACUGAUAAGCUCUCAAGGGUCAGGUCAGGUCAGGUCAGGUCAGGUCAUGGAGUUCCCAUUAGUUCACUUCUACAUACAAUCACUAUAGGAGGAAACUGUUUUGGUGCUCCAUGUUUUUGUCCUAUGAACAAGUGCAUCUGAUCUUCCAGUGAUUGAACAGUGCUAGAGCUCCCUCAUAGUUCAAGAUUAUGUAGGAAUGAUAUUUCCUGCUUCACUUUAUGAAUGGAUAGAUCGUCUUGGGCUCAUGUCAAGAUCUUGAGUGCAUACAUCUUCAGGAAAUCCUUCUACUUCAUAUAAUAAGGCUAUCUUUUAAAGAUGAUUUAGAUUUCUGGGACAUGUCAUGAUGCAAAAAAAAUUUUUUUUUUAAAUAUAAAUCAUCCAAAUUUGCAAUGAAUGUUACAAAGCUCACAGGAACGAUGCGUAAAAAGUAACUAAGGCUGUGUAAUAUGCAAAUUGAUUUGAGAGCAUCCCCAGUGAUACUGAAUUUUUAAAAAAAGACCUUGCACCACACAUGAACAUUUGUGUUAGACUGACAUAACCCCAUAAUCAUUUUGAAUUUUAGUUUCUAAAUAAUCAAUUAAA